This is a messenger RNA of Knipowitschia caucasica, 1641 nucleotides long. The record is from the annotation of a GenBank genome assembly. Lineage: Eukaryota; Metazoa; Chordata; Actinopteri; Gobiiformes; Gobiidae.
AUGAACUCAGAAACCACUCAGGCUCUCUCACCCGACGCAGCUCUCCCUCCCCCGGCACCAUCUCAAGUCGAUAUCGAACGCACGGUCUCGGACCUCCACGACUCUAAACACACCUCCUCCUUCUCCCUCAAAUAUCAGCCAGUACUCUCUCAGCCGCCGAGCUUACUUCGAACACGGCGCUCUAAUCCUGCUAAACCUACGAAAAUUCGCGAGGGUCUCCAGGAUCAAUCAGCCCCAUCUCCGCCCACCCGCGAUUACCCCUCCUCAUCAACUACAGCCCUCUUAACGACUUCCGAUCCGAGGCUUCCUCAACCACGAUACCCCCUGGCACCGAUACCUCUAUCCUCUUCUCAAGAUCAAUCCCUUGCCAGAACCCCCAAAACCCACCCCCUUCACAAAAUACCCCGUCCAAAAGUGUACAGAAAACACAUAGAAAGAAAAAAGCUCACCUGCCCUCGCUCCCUACUCCCUCGACCGACUAAACGCCCAGCGCCCUCCAUCUCUCCACUCGGAGCAUUUCCCUCACGUCCUCUUACUCUCCCCAUCCGCUCUCCACCUCGUCUCCGAGCUCCCCCCGUUCUACCUCACUCUCGGUUCCCCCCCUCCUUCUCGGCCGUCUUCCUCUUCAUCUCACUCCGUCCUCGUAUAAUCCUCCCUCCCAAACCUCUCCAAUACUCUGUCCUAUCACCUCUCUCGACUCAACAUCAAGAUCCUCCUUCAGCUCAACCAACACUCUACUCUCCGUCGAUUAUCCCUCCCUUCCACUCCAGCCUCCAUUCAUCUUCAUCUCACAAUGUCUGGAAUCGCAAGAUCCUCCAUCACCUCAACGUCCGAACGCGACACGUCUCACCAUCAACUAGGCCAGCGGGCAACAUCCGACCCACAACGUCGAUCGCCAGGGUGAACCUUCACACUCACAUACAUGCGCUCCCACCAAUCCAGAGCACUCCGCACAAUCGACACCCAGCCCAAGCCCAACUUAACCUCGUCCUGCAGACCUCACUUCAACACCACCUGGAUCGCCCUCUCAAAGGCCAACCUCAUCCCUCAGACUCAAAUACUCAAACCGACCACAUAAAGGAGAAAUCCAUCACACACCACGUCACACCCGUCAAUCUCGGUCUAACACUCAAUCUCGGCUCAGACACCCGCUCAAACCACCAGGCCCCCGCUUCUUCCAUGCUCUACUCUCUCAGUACCACCAUUCUCAGAAAUCUCUCUCUCGCCUAUGUCCUCCCUCAGCUACCGAAAUCACCUCACUCACUCUCGGAUCUCCACCCUUCCCCCCGCAGAAGCCGGCCUCUCCUCGCGUCCCCGAGAUACCCCGUGCACAUCAUGAGUACCCUCGCCUCUCGUCUCGCCAUCCUCAAGUCCAUGAACUCCCGUCUCGGGGCGACCUACAAAAUCACUCGGUCAGAAACCUCAGUCGACUCCACGGAAUACCAGUGCUCCAUCCUCAAUCCAAAAGACACGAGCUACAGAGAUACCCUCUUCAUCGCGGACCAACGCCCUCAUAGUCCCCAACUCACGAGUCCUCGGCAGCCGAAUCGAGAUAACUCGGUCGUCAUGACCUCACCCCCCAGACCCCUCGAUCCCCUCUUUCUCGUCUCCUCCGCUCGGCCAUCAACACCGAGGCCCUAG